GGAAGGAAAUAUUGGAUGAUUGGGUGAGGCUGCACAACUCAGGUGGUGAUGGUAGUGGCUCCAUCAUAUGCGAUGGUGACUCACCUGACAAAGUCCAAUCCAAGUACCAUCAAAAUACUCAUGGAGUCAAAUUCAGAACCUGAGGAGUGCUACUCAGAUCACCUAACCAACUCAGUUAAAUCCUUUUUUAUGAAAGAUUUGAAAGGUGUGUAGCUCAAUUUCCCUUAAUGUUGUCAUUCUACAUAAAAGCACCGCCCUCCCGUGGUUGCUGAUUCCCUGUACCAGGCACUUGGUAUUCCUCCCACGUUCUUUGCGAUAGGGACUUGGUAUUCCUCCGAGCACGGCUUCAACGACGGCAACUGCGACCAGGCACGCAGGCCGCACCGGGUGGUGGUCGAAUCGAGGGAGGCCAUGCCCCUGUCCUUCGACAACUCCACCACCGAGGAUUCAGCGGCUGCCGUGAAGCCUAAGCCCAAGGUCAGGGUCAGGAAGAACCCCAUGAAGCAGUCAUGCUUCGACUUCACCAAGGUGGACGUCGUGCUUCUCCCCAUCGUCUUCCUCCUCGUCCGCCCCAAUGUUGGCAAGUCAGCCCUCUUCAACAGGUGAGAGGCACCUUAGGAAGGCAUCGGUCAUUGCCUCUCGCCUGUAGUUUCUAUGCCGCUAUGAGGGGUGGUGGCAUUUCCUCAAAUACGUUGCAUGUAUCACUGUAACUGUUCUUCCCCUUCUGUUACCAUUAACCCAUGCAUCUAAUUACUUGUAUAUUUUAUGUUACCGUUUUCCUGUUCUCAACAUUUCAGAUUCUAGAUGAUGGUACGACAAAUUAUUUUAGGAGUGCUUUGCCAUAAUUUAAAGCUUGGAAGGGAGCUUUCUAUGAUUUAUUUUUCUGACUGUUUCGUCACAUGUUCUUUCCCUAGAUGAAAGUCUUGAUUUAUUUUUGGUUCUGCAGGAUCAUUGCGUCUCUGCGAGCUAAUCAGCUCUGUGAGCGUCUCCCUAGCCCCAAUGGCGAGUCAACUGUUGAUUGCCAUCAGAUCUCAAAGAUGCCAAAUCUUGCAUUCACCAUAGCAAAUAAGACUUUCACCUUAACACCAGAGCAGUACAUAGUGAAGCUGGAGCAAGCAGGACAAACUAUCUGCAUCAGUGGGUUUAUGGCAUUUGACGUACCGCCUCCUCGUGGUCCUCUCUGGAUACUUGGUGAUGUUUUUAUGAGUGUCUACCACACUGUUUUUGACUUCGGCGAGAACAUGAUUGGGUUUGCCAAAUCUGCAUGAGGACUGGAGUUCUGCGCUUUAGUAGCAUGUCCAGUUUGUUAUCCCGGUAUUGUACAUAUAUAUGUUGCCAACUGGUGUAAUCCGCAGUGUUUAAUAGUAUAUAUUCAUGCAGAAAUCUAGAAGAUUGUGGCAUGAUAUGUGUUUGCAAAUGGAGCUAUGUUAUGUAUGGAGCUCCAGGACCUAGAGUUUUAUGUAAAGGGAGACGAUGAGGAUUAGGGCUUUUAACCUAUUCUCAUCACGUUAUUGUCCUGAUUACUAUG
This is a messenger RNA of Zea mays, 1528 nucleotides long. RefSeq names its product aspartic proteinase. Gene Ontology annotation, molecular function: aspartic-type endopeptidase activity. Gene Ontology annotation, biological process: proteolysis. The transcript has 6 exons. The record is from RefSeq and is a predicted model, not a curated record. Lineage: Eukaryota; Viridiplantae; Streptophyta; Magnoliopsida; Poales; Poaceae. The coding region runs from base 915 to 1268 and encodes 117 amino acids.